This is a messenger RNA of Ananas comosus (pineapple), 1661 nucleotides long. RefSeq names its product inositol-tetrakisphosphate 1-kinase 3-like. The record is from RefSeq and is a predicted model, not a curated record. Gene Ontology annotation, cellular component: cytoplasm. Gene Ontology annotation, molecular function: ATP binding; magnesium ion binding; inositol-1,3,4-trisphosphate 6-kinase activity. The transcript has 10 exons. Lineage: Eukaryota; Viridiplantae; Streptophyta; Magnoliopsida; Poales; Bromeliaceae. The coding region runs from base 249 to 1292 and encodes 347 amino acids. Gene Ontology annotation, biological process: inositol trisphosphate metabolic process.
GCUCUCUCUCUCUCUCUCUCUCUCGUCCCGUUUCUCUCUCCUCCCGCGUCCCCCUCUCUCUUUCUCUCUCUUCGAGCUCGCGUUGCGGUGACGCGAUUCGUCGGAUUCUUUCGAUCGGAGGCGCCGCGCGGGUUCUCGCAUUCCGAUCGGUGGGCAGGAGCGGCGGUUUCUAGGGUUUCGAUCGCCGGUGCGGAGUUAGGGUCGAGGGUCGGGAAUUAGGGUUUUCUCCUCCGGGAUCGGGGGUGGUGAUGAGGUUGAACAGGGAGAUUGCGUUCAGGAAUGAGGAGGAGAGCGAGAGGGAGAGGGCCUCUCGCUUUCCUCCGGCUCCGGCGCCGGCGCCGGCGCCGCAGCAGAAGCUCGUCGUCGGAUACGCCCUGACCUCGAAGAAGGUGAAGAGCUUCUUGCAGCCGAAGCUGGAAGGGUUGGCGAGGAUGAAGGGGAUUCUAUUUGUUGCUAUUGACCAGAGCCGUCCUCUUUUAGAACAAGGUCCCUUCGAUAUUGUUCUGCACAAGUUAACUGGAAAAGAAUGGCAACAAAUUCUAGAGGAUUAUCGGGAAAAGCAUCCAGAAGUGACCGUCCUUGACCCACCUGAUGCUAUACAGCAUCUACACAAUAGACAAUCGAUGCUUCAGGAAGUAGCCGACUUGAAUUUGUCAGAUUGUUAUGGUAAAGUUGGUGUCCCUAGCCAAUUAGUUAUUACUAAAGAUCCAUCUUCAAUACCAGCUGCAGUCAACAAGGCCGGACUAACACUACCCUUAGUUGCCAAGCCUUUGGUGGUUGACGGUAGUGCGAAAUCUCAUGAGCUGUCUCUUGCUUAUGAUCAGUCUUCCUUGUCAAAGCUCGAACCGCCUCUGGUUCUUCAGGAAUUUGUCAAUCAUGGUGGUGUUCUCUUUAAGGUCUAUAUAGUUGGGGAGGCUGUAAAGGUUGUGCGUCGGUUUUCUCUUCCUGAUGUUAAUAAAUGUGAACUUUUAAACAAUGCUGGUGUCUUUCGGUUUCCGAGGGUUUCCUGUGCUGCAGCCAAUGCAGAUGAUGCGGACCUUGAUCCUUGUAUUGCUGAACUUCCUCCAAGGCCACUGCUUGAGAGGCUUGCUAGAGAGCUCCGCCGUCGACUAGGUCUUAGAUUAUUCAACAUAGAUAUAAUCAGAGAGCAUGGGACAAGAGAUCGAUUCUACGUUAUUGAUAUCAACUACUUUCCUGGAUAUGGUAAAAUGCCGGGGUACGAACACAUAUUCACGGACUUCCUCUUAAGCCUGGUUCAAAGCAAGUACAAAAGGCGAUUGAGCAUCGGUUAACCAAAACUUGGUCGUCGUCAUUGUCAUAACAUAACAAGAGGCGUCAAUGUUUGAGAAUUCCCCAAAAUGUAAAAAGAAAAUGUGCCAAGUAGAUUUGUUUUUUCCAGUGUACAUAUCCAUGAGAUUGUUGGCUGAAGUUGAGGUGUGGGAUGUAAAUUUGUUCACUUUGCGGCGGCGGCCUCCCUGAAGAAGGCUUUCACUGCAUGGUGUAUGUAAUGUGCGCCUCCUCAAAUGUGGGAUUUGAUUUAUGAGCUUGUCCUCCAAAAGCAAUUACCUUCUUUGUUUGUAUUCUUUUGCAAAUUCCUCUUGCAGUUUAGGGAUGAUGGUUUACGCAACUCAUUUAUAUUUUACUAUUUAAUUUUAUUAUUA